Magallana angulata is the source of this 1213-nucleotide messenger RNA. RefSeq lists its product as uncharacterized. Lineage: Eukaryota; Metazoa; Mollusca; Bivalvia; Ostreida; Ostreidae. The record is from RefSeq and is a predicted model, not a curated record. The transcript has 2 exons. The coding region runs from base 92 to 1201 and encodes 369 amino acids.
GUCUGUUCAGAAGUAAUUGUUCGGGAAUUUGGACGUACAUAACUUUGCCAUACAGAGUGAAGUUGUUAUAGGAAAAAACCCGGGUCUUGACAUGGACGCCCAUAACUGUACGAGUGAGGGGGCGGUGGCUGAAGACCUGGCCAGCAGUGAACAGUGGUGUAUCUGUAGCAGCUGUAUGGACAGGGCGGAGAAAGCCGUCAACAAACCAGUCAACAGGAUCCCUACGUCAUCAGAUCAAGUAACACAGCGACCAAUUAGUCGACUGACAGAGGACCUAACAAGAAAACGCAAUCAAAUGGCAGAUAGUGUCUACCGAAAAAAAUGUCGAUCAUAUCAAAAGGACUUGGAUUUCGCCAAUAGUCAGAUUAAAGUUACGACUGUUAACAGUAUUAUUGACCACUUCUCUCUGCUUAAAGCUGCGGAAACCAUAGAAAACGAAAAAUCAUCCAAGAAUUCCAUAAAAGAUAUGUCGCUUCAUCCAACACAGAUUCCAACGAUUAGUUUCCGAAAGGGCGGACACCAAGAAACCGAAAGAGUAAUAAUGUCUGUGAAUCCCAACAGUAAUACGAGAAAACCGAUAGCUUUGACACGGAGUGUGACAUUUGCACUUGGAGAUUUACCCUCGCGAUCAGAUGCUCAAAAAACAGUUCCUGAAGGAAAACGAAUCAAAAUUUCUGGAAGUGCGCGAAAUUUCAAAGAUCAAAGCAAAGAGGGCCCAGGUGGUAGUAAUAGAUCUGAUAAAGACAGGUACAUCACAAAUAGAUGGCUUGAGGGACAGACAAACGAGGCUAAAGGAAAGUCUGCAGCUGAAGAAGAGGCGGAAUAUUUCCAGAAACGAAUAAACGAAAUCUUCUCCGCGUCAACAUUAAAAGAAGGUCAAGAAAGACAAUUAAGUCCUCGUCCCCAAUCGUGCAUGCAAAUGGCACCAAAUAUGGCAUCACUACGCACCCGGGACUUUCUUCAAAAUACUGUUUCCAAGUACAGAUGGGUAUUCAUCCCCGGAAUUGCCAACACUCACCCGAACAAACGUCAUCUGACAAAACAAAUGGAGCGAGAAAAAGUCAAGAUCCGCAAAUCGGAGCUUGCUGCAAUUCACGCGGACUUGCGCCGGAAGGAAACUUCCAUCAAGAGAUUGCUGCGCAGAAGCACCGUUAUAAGAGCAGAGAUGAGUCACGUGACUACUGGCCGUCCUCCAGUGUAAAUAAAAACAUCG